AUGUCUAUGACAUCACAGCCAGCAGGAUCAGGUUUAUGUUGUGAUCGUUGUGAUGUCACUUCCAGGAAUGGUGAGAAUAGCCACAGUGCAGGACAUUCGAAUGGAGAACCAGAGAGCAAGUUCUAUAGGCUGACAAAAGUGGAGUUCAGGAGACUUACUGAACAAGUGCGGGAUGUCAGCAACGACUUGAAGAACAAGCUCAGGAAGUCUCCUGUCGAGCAAAAAUUGUACCGUUUGACUCCAGCAGCUUUGCCAAAUCCUGGCAUACAAAAGCUUCACGAUGAGUUACAAGCAAGUCGUCUCCCUUUCCAGACCCGUCAGUGGCGCCACCUGGAUGUUCCAGAACAGACGCUCGUCAGGUGUCGUCCGGUCAGCGCCAGGCCAAAAACUGCACACGUCCACAGCACGACUACAACAAACUGCGCACCUCAACGGCCAUGUUCUGUCCCCUUGAAUGGCAGCCCGCAUUCUGACAAUCCACUGGAGGGUCGUCUUCCUCGACCGCCGUCUUCGCCAAGACCAGACACCCCAUUCGUGACUCCGGGUAACCACGACACGCUGACCCCUCGCGUUUUGUCUCAACUGCUAGUCGACGACUUCCGACCCUCCUCUGCAGCAUACGGUGACCGGGUGAUCACUCGAGCAGAACGGAAGUGCUCGGCCAGAGGCGACAAGCAGCGAGGCAGCGACGACGCCAGCACGACCAGCGGGGUAGAGAGCGAUUCCGGCGAAGCACAGGGCAAUGACAGCGACAUUGACAAGAAAGAUGACGACGAUGACGAAGGAGAUAGCUCCGACUCCGAUGCGGAAGGGUUUGAACCCUCCCUGGACGAUGCUCGUCGUCAGAUACCGUCAGCGCAGAAUAUUUUUCAGUUGCGGCCAGAAAAGCUCGACGCCAUUUACAUCCCGCAGGACAAGAGGGACAUGCGGCGUUUCGAUUUUGACGCGGGGAAUGUAGAACUCCCGCCGUACGAAUUCAAGUCCCCUGUACCUGAUUCCUUGGAAAAUGUCAACCUUCGUUUAUGUGCAAAAGAUGGCGUCAGUUGGCGGGAGCAGGUGUCGCCAGGUCUGGUGGCUAGCUUGCCGCAGAACGUGGUCGGGAUGGUGAAUCGUCUGGUGGAACUGGAGAAGUACCAGCUUGUGACACAGGAGUGGGAGGCAAGAAAACUCCGACAGCAGAACAAGAGGCAGUUGUCAUCUUCUGGUGGGGGUCAAAACCGCGCGACCAGCGCGCGUGUUCGAGACAAACGGUGUUGUGGACUGUGCCUGCAGGCCGCGUGCGUUGGAGACUGCCCAGAGAAGCAUCUGAAUGUCUCUGGUGGAGGUCGGUGUGACAGAUGCUUUCAGCUGUUGUGCCCUGGCUCGUGCCAGGACACCAAGUACGAGCAAAGGAUGCGACUGACCAGAAGCGGAAGUGGAAUUUUGGACUUAAGUGACAACCCGCCGCCACUUCCACCACGACCUGUGUCUCUAGGGUGUCACUCCUGCCAGCAGAGACACAACGCGAAGCUCAUCAACGCCAACAACAUUCUCCUGGGACGGCCAAAGUCUUCCAACUCCACUUACUCCCGCGGCAAGGCUUCGGCAAGCCCCCAUGAUCUCCGCCCUCUCUCAGCCGCCAGCUUGAAUGCUAGUCUUCUUAAAGACUUUGAACGCAUGGGGAUCGAACCCCAGCAAGUGGCAACUAUAGCCAAAAGGCCUCCGUCCAGACUCCGCAGUCGAAACGGCCUGGUGCCCGGGAAAAGCUUACGUUCCAACCGCCGCGAGUCGUUGACGGAGGCUUCACACAACAGGAAACGAAAGUUUGUGUUUAGAAGGCCAAGGACCGCCAGACCUAAUUCUUGAUGUGAAUAAGCCAGACACACAUCAAAUGUUGAGGUUUGCGUUUCAAAUGUGUCAUGUCCACGAAGAAACCAUUAAUACAGUGGCCCACUUCCUAUAAGUUUGAAUUAGGCGAUCUACUUUUUAAGUGGCCCAUCCUGUAUUAUUAAUGACUAGACAUUCUAUUUUUCAGACAAUGCUAAGUGAAAUAUAUUAAGACAAACUCAGGUUUUAUUUUUAUUAUGUUGUUUUGUUUAAAAUUCCAUCUCUAUGCCUCAAUGUGUUAUCAAUGGGGCCUGUGAAACUGCAUCUGUGACAUUGUUAACCAUGAAUUAUGUACAGCAAUGCCGCAGGAAAACAAGCUGUCUUCUUUCAAAAGUCUAUGACUGCAAAACUGCAUUUAAGCUGCGUCCGCUAAAAGGAGUUGUUUAUUUUGGGGUGGACAAAUCAAUGUCAUCUCAGUUCAUGCAAAUCUUUUCAGAUGCUUCGAAAGAGCUGGCAGUGCUGUUAAUGCGUCCCACACUAAACAAUCAUGAUGACCCCUUCACAAGAUAUAAACAAAUCAUGCAAAGGGUUGAUGCAAUAAUAUGGGAUGUUUAUUCUAAAGUGGCAAAGCCUAUGGCACUAGGUGUUAAUAUGUUGAAAUAAAUAAGUCUUUUACAGUG
Molecule: messenger RNA, 2486 nt
Organism: Pomacea canaliculata
Lineage: Eukaryota; Metazoa; Mollusca; Gastropoda; Architaenioglossa; Ampullariidae
Exons: 6
Coding region: 1-1845 (614 amino acids)
Source: RefSeq, a predicted model, not a curated record